Molecule: messenger RNA, 883 nt
Organism: Plectropomus leopardus (leopard coralgrouper)
Lineage: Eukaryota; Metazoa; Chordata; Actinopteri; Perciformes; Serranidae
Gene: c5h1orf53
Product: chromosome 5 C1orf53 homolog
Source: RefSeq, a predicted model, not a curated record
GUGCAGGCGAGUGGAGGAGGGAAAAAGUAAACAUGCAGCAUCUGUGAAGUGAACGAUAAGUUGUAACUGUUUUUAAACCAGAGAUGGCCUGCCUUCACGGAUAUCUGUCCGCACACGUUUGCACGGCGAGUAGUUUAAAGUAGUUUAACUUUCACUCUGUUUCAGAUAGUUUUACAGCAGCAUGUUUCACCAAAACUACCCGGCUAAAGUAUUUGUCAGCAGAUUGAUUCUCCUUCAUGUCCAGUUUAAUAAACGACAUGUAACAAUGUCAAUAGCGAAGCUAUCGGAAGAAAGCUCGCAGAGAGGCAGUUUACAGAUCAAUGCAGGCGGCAGAGGAGCAGACCUCAGUGAGGUGGUGACAGGCAGCAGGGGGAGUGAAAACAACCACACUGGAGGAAAGUUCACAGAGGAAGAGAUGACCAUCCAUAGAGUCCACACAGAGGCAUGUGAGGCAAAGAAGCAGAUGUAUGUCGACCCUUCCAGUGGGUACAAGGUGUUCACAGAGUAUGCCCACCUUCAGAGAGGGAAAUGCUGCGGCAGCGCAUGCAGACAUUGUCCAUAUGGCCAAGUCAACGUGAAGGACCCCGCAAUGAAGAAACAGUUUAACUCUCUAUUUUAUGUAUAGGCCCGACGUGACGGAGGUAAAACGCCUGCUCAGAAUGGAACCCAGAGCACGUUGCUUGUCUUCUGCCUGUCGUUAUUUGGACUGCUUGAGAGUCAUUUUUAGCAGUGUACCAAGUGAUGAAAUAUGGGUAGUGUCUGUGCAAUAUCUACCUCCUGUGAAUCACAACUAUUCUCAGGAUUAUUUUUAUUCUCGCAGGACAGGGGAGGAGGAGAAAGGAUUUGUUCACUAGAACCUCAUGUAAAAUAGUCUUUUAUCACA